Molecule: messenger RNA, 1506 nt
Organism: Strongylus vulgaris
Lineage: Eukaryota; Metazoa; Nematoda; Chromadorea; Rhabditida; Strongylidae
Source: the annotation of a GenBank genome assembly
AUGGAUGAGUUAGAUCAACAAAUCAUUCAAGUUUUUCAUGAACUAGACUGUACAUUUUGGCAUCCUGAUCUCACUUCUCUUGAAGAAUUAUCACCUGACGACAAUAUCGAGUUUCUAAUAAGAUGUCUAUGGCUAAUAUCACCGAUCUCAAAAACGACCAUCACUUCGUACAAACUCCCUCCAAGUAUUCUACAGCGGUUCCAUGCUGUUACUUAUCUUGCCGAUUCGUUCAAGGAGAAUAACGUACGUGGAGAUUUUGGCUAUCAAACCCUGCUUUAUGGAAGUACAGCAGAACUACGGCAGGUUUUUAUUGCAGUAAUCGAGAAGCUGCCGAAAAAUGCGUCACCACAUGCAGGAGAAAACUUCUCUCAACUCUCAUUCGAUCCUGACUCAGCAUGGAUUCCAGAGUUUUGUCGUCGUCUUCGAAUGAGGCGCCAAGGUCGUCUCUGGUUUCCUCCAGAGAAUGAACCCGACAUUUUCGCGCUGUUUUCUCGUAGAUUUCUCUACGAGGCGUUGGUAGCGGACCAAUCAAAGUCCGGAUUUGCAAAUCUUGUUUCUGCGGCACGUCCAAAACCACCUGUUCCUGUCAAACCAAGUGGACUGGGAAAGCCAGUUCCCACAGAAAAACCUACUGAACUUGAACUCGAUCCAUUAGAAGCACGUUUGGCCGAGAUUUUACAAGGUAUUGCUGAAAAACAGGAAAUGCUUUCGCAAAUUGAAGAUAGCAUUGCGGAUCUGCAGCAGAGUAACUCCAAAAUCAAAGAAGAUCUUGAUCCGAAUACUGAGAAACUCAUGGUGUUUCUGGAGGAUCCCGAUCUGAUGAAGUCGAAAAUUUUGGCCUUUAUCAAAGAUGGUGAUGCUCGAUUAGAAAAAAUGGAAGCAGAGUUUAGGGUGUCUCGCGAGAAACUUUUUCGAGACUUAGAGGAACUGCGGAAACAGCAAUCACAGCAGAGUUUGUUGUCUAAUGAACAAAUAAUGAAAAAUCGUGGCAAGCUGGAAGAGAUUAGAAAAGACAUUGAACAAAAUAACACUCUCGCUGGAAAAUUGGAGUCUCGACUCGAGCAGAUGAAGAAAACCGACGUUGAUCGUGCUUCGAUGAUUCGUCGGAUCAUGGAAAUGACGGCGAGUAUCCACAAGCAGGACCAGGAAAUACACAAGGUUAUCCACGAAAAUCUGGGUGUGCAGCGAGAAUUGAAAUGGUUAACUCAAACGUUGCAUCGAACUUUUAAUUUGAUAGAGGAGGCAUUAUAUAAGGAUACUGAUGAUCCAAAAGGCGAACGUGCGUACAAACUUUUUGGGAAGUUGCAUUCUACUUGUAUGAUUUCUGUAGAAGCAAUAGAACAGAAUGGGGCUUUGUCACGUCAGAACGAACAGUUGGUUGACUUGAUUGAGAUCGAAAGGCAGAGACAGUUUGAACAGCAGCUGAGUCGCAUCCAAGCUGAUUUGGAUAUCAUAGAGAAGGAAAAUGCAAGACUCGAGAGAUUAUUGGAGGAGAGUCAGACGUGA